AUGUCUGAGGCGGAAAGGCAGCUCGCAAUUGUGCUACAAGCUCUGGUGAAAUCGGACUUGAACUAUAUCUGUCCUCGAUGUUACCAGCUCUUUUCAGACAUCAUUGCAUGUUAUCGUCAUUGUCGAGAGGCAGGAGAAGGCGACAGAGCAGAUGAUAUUCACAAGGGGCUUGGUUUGAUCACGAAAAAAGACUUCCCGGAAUUCCUUAGAUGCUAUCGGGUGGCUAUUGGGUUCUCAAUUGCUGAAUGUGACCUUCCAUUGGGAGGCGGCCCCGGACGGCGCUCAUAUGACAAGUGCUUUGCAGUUGAAUUUGUGCUUGAAAAGUGUGUCCCUAGUAGAGACACAAUGGACGCAAUGUGGCUGGCCGUGAUCAAAAUCUAG
Molecule: messenger RNA, 381 nt
Organism: Penicillium olsonii
Lineage: Eukaryota; Fungi; Ascomycota; Eurotiomycetes; Eurotiales; Aspergillaceae
Source: the annotation of a GenBank genome assembly